CACUUUGCACACACUAUUAACUACACACCGCGUGCCACUAUGGUACUCCUAAUCUCAUGCAUCUUUAUUCAUUUAUGGAGAUCCUCAUGGUGUUGGUGGUUUCUCUUGUUCACACAGUGGAGGUGUGCAGGGGAAGAGAACUAACAGGAUGUCAGAGAUUCAGCUCCAUCAACCCUGUCAGCAACUAUCAGCACAUGAGGCUGCACAGGCGCAUUCUGGGACAUCUAUCUGCAGUGUACUGUAUUGCAUUCGACCGUGCCGGCCUCAGGAUCUUCACUGGCUCAGACGACUGCCUGGUCAAAAUCUGGUCGUCCUUCGACGGGAGUCUCCACUCCACGCUGCGCGGACACUCUGCAGAGAUCACAGACCUGGCGGUCAGCUACGAGAACACACUGAUCGCAGCGGGCAGCUGUGACAAGACCAUCCGCGUAUGGUGCCUUCGUACCUGUGCCCCUGUGGCCGUGCUCCAGGGGCACAGUGGAUCAAUUACCUCCCUACAGUUCUCACCAUAUGCCAAGGGCUCAAAUUACAUGCUUUCUACUGGAACUGAUGCUACUGUCUGUUUCUGGCAGUGGGAUGUCAAUAAUAUCAACUUUAGGUAAGUGCCUUGAGCAUAUUUAUAGAGACCAAGGCCGGGAGUACAGACCGUGUGCUCCUCAUUCAGUCCAGGUGGUAUGUUCUUGGCAACGGGCAGUACAGACGAUGUCAUCAGAAUAUACUUUUUGGGAUGUGGGAAUCCCGAGAAAGUGUCGGAGCUCCACGAGCACACCGACAAAGUGGACAGCAUCCAGUUCUGCCACUCGUCAGAAAGGUUCGUGAGCGGGAGUCGGGAUGGAACGGCGCGGGUCUGGAGGCUCCACCACCGGCAGCAGUGGAGAUGCAUUCUGCUGAACAUGUCAGACACUCUUCCAGGUGCUGAUGCGACCACCGGAGAGGACAUGUACUUCAAGCCCAAGGUCACCAUGGUGGCUUGGGAUCGCCAUGACAACACGGUCAUCACGGCCGUCAACAACCACAUCCUCAAAGUGUGGAACUCCUACACGGGGCAGCUGCUACACAUCUUAAAGGGCCACGAGGCGGAGGUGUUUGUCCUGGAGCCCCAUCCCUUUGACCCCCGGAUCAUCCUCUCCGCCGGCCACGACGGCAGUGUCUUCAUCUGGGACCUGCAACGAGGAGUCAAGACGCAGCAUUACUUCAACAUGAUUGAGGGCCAGGGUCAUGGAGCUGUGUUCGACUGUAAGUUCACCCCCGACGGCCAGCGUUUCGCCUGCACAGACUCCCACGGCCACCUGCUCAUCUUCGGCUUUGGUAGUUCCAAGCCCUACGAGAAGCUUCCAGAGCAGGUGUUCUUCCACACGGACUACCGGCCGCUGAUCAGAGACGCCAACGGCUUUGUGCUGGACGAGCAGACCCAGCAGGCGCCCCAGAUCCCGCCCUUCUUGGUGGACGUCGAUGGGAAUCCGCACCCGCCCAGGUUCCAGCGGCUUGUCCCAGGGAGAGAGAACAUCUCGGCCGAUCUGGUGCCCCAGUUGGGCUACGUCGCCACCAGUGACGGCGAGGUGGUGGAGCAGGUCAUCAGCCAGCAGACCUCGGAUCACGAGGAGACAGCGGCGCGACGCAGCGCCCUCGAUGAGGCCAUCCGCCAGCUGCAGCAGCAGCAGGACCAGGCCGGGGGCACGGGGGGUACGGGUGGCGCUGGUGGUGGAGCCCAGGUGGUGGGACCGGCGGCGGCGGUGAGGCAGGCCGCAGUAUCUGAUGACCAGGCUCUGAUGCCUGCCCCGGCUGCCCCGAACACGCCACGCAGAGCGUCGGUGAACGACCGUGCCGAUGUGCAGUCGCCGCCCAACGUGGGCCUGCGUCGCAGCGGGCAGGUGGAGGGCGUCCGCCAGAUGCACCAGAACGCCCCGCGCAGCCAGAUGGCCACGGAGAGGGACCUGCAGGCCUGGAGGCACCGCGUGGUGGUGCCUGAGCUCCAGCCCAGUGGCUACAGGGAACAGGACGACUUCAGGACAGCCAAAGGAGAAGAGAUUGGCUUGUACAACGCCAGGAAGAGAAGGGUGGCCUACGGCAGCUUUCGGGACGACUCUGAGGAAGAGCUGCCCUCUGUGAAGCGAGCGCAGGCCCGCAAGAAGCAGAGGCACCAGGCAAUCUUCGGCUCUGACAGUCCCGACCGAGUGGAGGCCUUCCUGGACCUGUCCUGCGAGGAAGGAGAGGAGACCGCCAGCUCAGAGGAAAAUGAAUUUGAUGGCAGUGCACUGGAUACAUCAAAUGACGAGGAGGAAUGGCACAGCGAGAGCCCAAGCCACACGUCCAGCGACUACUCUGACUGGACGGCAGACGCCGGGAUCAACCUGCAGCCCUCGACUCCCUUGUCGUCACGGAAACGGGCACGCCGGCCGCUGAGCAGCUCGGAGGAGGAGGAGGACGCAGCAGCGGCGGAGGACGAGGAGGAGAAACGGCAGAGCGAUGAGGAGUCAUCUGGAGUGAAGAAGAGCAAACAGAAGGCCAGGAAGCCCAAAAGCAAGGCGCCAAGGCGCCCUAAACCCAGGCCAUCGAUUAACCGAGAGGUGUCCAACGAGUUCAGACCCUCCCUGUGGAUCACUGACGUCAUUCCCCGGAAGUCUCCCUUUGUCCCCCAAAUGGGAGACGAGGUGAUCUACUUCCGACAGGGCCACGAGGCUUAUGUGGAAGCGGUGAGCCGCAACGCAUUGUACCCUAUUAACCUGGAGAAGCAGCCCUGGAAGAAGAUGGUGCUCCGGGACCAAGAGUUUGUGAAGAUCACAGGGAUCAAAUAUGAAGUGUGUCCUCCGACGCUCUGCUGUUUAAAGCUCACUCUGAUUGACCACGGCACAGGAAUCACAGACAAGUCCUUCUCUGGCAAGUAUCAUGACAGGCCGGAUGUGAUCGAUUUCCUUGUGCUGAGGCAGAACUAUGACGAAGCCCGGAGAACCACUGGAAACCAGGUGAGUGACCGCUUCCGCUCUGUGAUUGAUGACGCCUGGUGGUUCGGGUCCAUAGUGUGUCAGGAGCCUUAUCAGCCCCCUAACCCAGACAGCCACUUCCAGUGCUUUAAAAGUAAAUGGGACAAUGGAGAUACGGAGAAGCUGAGCCCUUGGGAUAUCGAGCGGAUCUCUGACAUUGCUAUCCUUUCUUUUGGUUUCCAUCGUAUAGACCAGCGGCCAGAGACGGACGGCGGGGGCAUCCCCGUGACGGCAGAGGAGAUGAGCGAGCUCAUGUACAAGCCCCUCGAUGGGGAGUGGGGCGACCGCUGCAGGGAUGAAGAGUGCGAGCGCAUCAUCGCCGCCAUUGACCAGCUCAUCACUGUCGAGAUCGCCGCUCCCUUCUCGGGCCCGGUGGACAUCGUUCAGUACCCCACCUACUGCACUGUGAUCGCCUACCCCACCGACCUGGGCACCAUCCGGCUGCGGCUCAUCAACAGGUUCUACAGACGGCUCUCGGCGUUGAUUUGGGAUGCACGGUACAUCGCACACAACGCCCGCACCUUCAACGAGCCGCGAAGCAAGAUCGCCCAUUCGCUAAAACUCAUCACCAAUGUCCUCCAAAAGUUUGUCAAUGACCAAAGUUGCACAGAUAUCAUGGAGAUUUACAAUGCAGUGGAGGAAAUGGAUGAUGACGAUGAGGAUGAUGAAGCAGAGGCACCAGGCACUUCGACCGGUCAUAGGUUGCGUCAGCGCUCGGAGGAGGUGCUGCCGGACCGAGAUGCCUGGAAGGGACAGUGCAAGAGUCUGAUCAACUACAUCUUCGACUGUGAGGACUCUGAGCCCUUCAGACAGCCCGUCAACCCCAACAACUAUCCAGACUACCUGGAUAUCAUCCAUGCCCCCAUGGACUUCGGCACAGUAAAGAGGGUCCUUGAGGACGACCGCUACGACAACCCCAUCGAGCUCUGCAAGGACACGCGGCUCAUCUUUGCCAACGCCAGAGCCUACACGCCGAACAAGCGAUCCAAGAUCUACAGCAUGACCCUGCGUCUGUCGGCCUUCUUCGAGGAGCGCAUCAGGAGGAUCCUUUCGGAGUACAAGACGGCGGUGAAGAGCAGCGAGAGGCUGCGCCGCAGCCAGCGCUUCAGGAAGAAGAUGCAGCAGGGAGAGCCAUCGGGCGUCGGCGCCUCAAGCAGUCAGAAGAGGGCUGCCGUGAAAACUCAGGAAAAAGUGGAGUCGAUGUCUGUGACCAAACCUACCUCAACCAAAGUGUCGGCUCCGGAGAGAGCAAGGAGGCGGAGCCGCAACUCGUCCUCGGACUCCAAAGCAGCGUCUUCGUCACCAGCCUCUGAAAGUGAGUCAGAGGAGGAGAAGCGACCUGGGUCGGCCAGACGCCAGAGAGAGACCAGGGGGAAGGCGCGCGACAGAAGGAUACCCACCAGGAAAAGAGUUGCAGAUAGCGAGAGUGAGGAGGAGGAGGAGGAGGAGGAAGCCGCCUUCUCCAGUGAACCCGAGGAGAGUGAAGAUGGCGACAGGGUGGCUUCGUCCAACUCCUCCCGUCGCCGCUAUCCCAGCAGGUCGAAGACCAGCAAGAGUACACGUUUGACCAGGACCAGCACUGCCCCCGACCGAAGAAGACCAGCAGCCAGGACUCCUAUGAACGGCCACGCUGCCAGGUCAUCUCGCCGGGAAAAGUCCCGUCGGCAUGACGACGACAGCCAAGCGUCGUCCCAGGAUGAGGAUGAAGAGGAGGAGAAGGAGGAGCUGGGGGAUCAUGCAGGCCACCGUUUUCUGAAGAGAAAGACGGCCCGUGCUGCCAUCAACAAGAUGAAGCUCCUGGACGCCUCAGACGAGGACUACGAAGAGGAGGAGAAGGAGGCGAAGAAGCUAAAGAGGAGCAGUGGUAGCCGCCUGCGACAGACCCCCCGGAUCAGCAAGCGCACCGCCGUCAUCCAGAGCGACUCGGACUCUGAGGACGUAUCCUCUGCACAGGCUUCUCAAACCAAAGAGGAGUCGACGGCCGACUCCAAGGACGAGGAGAGCGACGCCAGCGCGUCCCCAAAACCCCAGCAGAACGGGGACGACAGUCCCAGUAAACACAAGGCAAAGAAGCAAGCAUCCAGGACAGAAGGAAGAGAAGACUCAUCCCAAGUAAACGGUCACAGUGCAAAACCUCAGAAGGCCGACAGUGAUUCUGACCAGCAUGAUGAGGGUUCCAGUGAGGAGGAGGAGGAGUCCAAAGCAGUGGCGGCCUUGUCUCGGACGCAUUCCAAGGUCAAUGCAGCAGCAUCAGCCAGGAGAAGUAAGGUCACUCCGGUUGCAAGCGAGGAGGACGAGGUAGCGGAUACUAAGAGCAGGCCGGUGCGACGCAGGCCCGCUGUGGACUCUGACUCUGAAGACGAGGACUACGUUCCCGAGAAGAACCCGUUUCAGCAAAACGGGAGACGAGCGGCACGGAGGACCAAGGGGACACAUCCGGCGGGAAGACACACCCGUGCGCAAGUCCUCAAGGAUCUCCCCGAUGAAAUUACACGGAAGGCACGUUCUAAGAGGAGGCGCACCUCGGACACCUCGGACUCGGAAGACGGAGACAAAGAUCAGUCGGCCAAGACGAAUAGGAACUCCAAGGAGAUCAGUGCAAAGUCAGGCUCCUCAAAGUCCUCAAAGCCACCUCAAAGGGAGUCUCGUGGGAAACCCAAACCGGAACCCAUUAGCAGUCAGGAAGAGGCCUCCUCUCAAUCGGCUUCGGACGACGAGAAGGACGCAGCCGCCAGCCGCUCGCGGCGAGGGAAAAAGGAUGUGCUGCGGCCGAAAUGCAAGCGGGAGGACGGCUACAGAAGCAACAGCUCCGCCUUGGAGAGCGAGGAGCAGUCCUCCUCCUCAGAACACUCGGUGAGUUCAGGGUCCCACGGCAGCAGCAGCCCCAAGAGGAAGGGCCACAGACGACCGGCCGGAGGCAGCAAGAGGAUGCCGCGCCGGCCGUUGAGGGAGCCAAGCCGAAGGGCCGCCGCCAGGAGGGAGGCGGAGAGCGAUGAGUCGUCCAGCAAUCCACUGCGACGGACUAACGUCACCACGCGGAACCGCGGCAGGCAGAUGGUCACCUACAACGACAGCGAGUGACGAUUGGGCUCUGGGCGCAAGAGGAAAAAGGACACUAACUGGAGAUCUUGAAGACACUUGAUGGACGCGAAACGGUAGUAGCACUGGAGUCCUCUAGAAAUUACUGUGAAUUUGUUUUCAUUCAGGGAUAUUUAUAAUUUCUAUGAAAAAGAAAAAAACGAAAAACAAAACUUGUUUAUAAAUGCAAAAAGCAAUUGAACCAUUUGAACUGCUGCUGGUUUUCACAAGGACCCAGAGCAAGUCCUCCUCCUCCCAUGAUGCUUUUUGUGAUUUAGCCAGCAGGGGUAACCAUUCUGAGGAAUAUUGUCCGCUUGGGUGCUAUCUAAUAUACCUCUGUUUAAUCAAGCAUAUUGCUGGCUUGCACUAAGAUACACUGUAAUGAGGUAUUUCAUACACUAGUUUUGCAUUAGAAACUCAGGGGUCAACUUAGUUUACUGUAGUCUCAGACUUGCAGUUUUUUUUUUUUUGUAAAGUGACUGGCAAGAGGAAGGACAAGAAGCGGGUGUUAAGAAGGGAGAUGUCCAAGCACAUUCACUGGGACAACAAUGACUCACAACCUUGACUACAGCACUCCUUUGUAUACCCACAAAACAUGUUUGCUUGAUGUUAUUGUGUUCAUUCAUAUGAGCCAAAAUGUACAAUAAUUGAGUUCUAGUUUUCCCUAAAUUUGAGUACAUUUUGUCAUGUUCCAGUCAAUAAAUGUAUAUGAGAUUGAGA
Molecule: messenger RNA, 6779 nt
Organism: Gadus chalcogrammus (walleye pollock)
Lineage: Eukaryota; Metazoa; Chordata; Actinopteri; Gadiformes; Gadidae
Gene: brwd1
Product: bromodomain and WD repeat domain containing 1
Biological process (GO): regulation of transcription by RNA polymerase II; cytoskeleton organization; regulation of cell shape
Cellular component (GO): nucleus
Molecular function (GO): protein binding
Source: RefSeq, a predicted model, not a curated record